AUGCGGUUGAAUUUGGCUCCAGUCUGCCGGCCGCAGCAAUGGAAACCGCUCCUCACGGGCGGGACGGCCCGUCGAUCAUACGCGUUUCAGUCCGGCAGUCUCAACUUUGAAGUCUUCAACCGUCGCGCAAAAUGGUUGCAGAAGGAGAGGGCAGCCGCCAACGUCGAAGAGGGUCGACAAGCCGACUACCUCAAGGAUGAGGUCGCCAUGCGCGUGUGCGAGCGUCUUUUGGACGUCAAACGCCAAUUCCCCCGCGUCCUCGACCUCGGCGCCAACUCCUGCAACAUCGCCCGCGCCCUCCUGCGCCCGAACCCAGACCCCGAAUCCGAGCCCCCCGUCACCGACCCCCUAGCAACCAAGAUCACCGAGCUCGUCGCCGCCGAAUCCUCGCACUCCCUCCUCCACCGCGACCACGACCACCCCUCUCUCUCCACCGCCCAUGUCCCCGACUUCAAGCUCAGUCGCCACGUCCUCGAGCACGACGAGCUCCUGCCCUUCGAGCCCGAAACCUUCGACAUGGUGCUCAGCAGCAUGUCCAUGCACUGGAUCAACGACCUGCCCGGUGUCCUCUCGCAGAUCAACAGCGUGCUCAAGCCCGACUGCCCGUUCAUCGGCGCCAUGCUCGGCGGCGACACUUUGUACGAGCUGCGCACCUCGCUGCAGCUAGCCGAGCAGGAGCGCAAGGGCGGCAUCUCGCCUCACGUCUCGCCAUUGGCCGACGUGCGUGACGUCGGCGGCCUGCUGCAGCGCACGGGGUUCAAGAUGUUGACGGUGGACGUGGAGGAUAUUGUGGUGGACUACCCGGACAUGUUUGCGCUGAUGCAGGACCUGCAGGCGAUGGGGGAGGGCAACGCGGUGCUGGGGAGGGAGAUGGGACCCAUUGGACGGGAUGUGUUGCUGGCGGGUGAUGCGAUUUAUAGGGCGCUGCAUGGGAACGAGGAUGGGAGCAUUCCGGCCACGUUUAGGAUCAUUCACAUGAUUGGGUGGAAGGAGAGUCCGGAUCAGGCGAAGCCGUUGAGGAGGGGCAGUGGGCAGGCGAGUUUGAAGGAUUUGUUGGAGGGUCAGUGA
Neurospora tetraspora is the source of this 1068-nucleotide messenger RNA. RefSeq names its product S-adenosyl-L-methionine-dependent methyltransferase. Gene Ontology annotation, biological process: mitochondrial respiratory chain complex I assembly. The coding region runs from base 1 to 1068 and encodes 355 amino acids. Gene Ontology annotation, cellular component: mitochondrion. The record is from RefSeq and is a predicted model, not a curated record. The transcript has 2 exons. NCBI's taxonomy places the organism in Eukaryota, Fungi, Ascomycota, Sordariomycetes, Sordariales, Sordariaceae.